This is a messenger RNA of Medioppia subpectinata, 708 nucleotides long. The record is from the annotation of a GenBank genome assembly. NCBI's taxonomy places the organism in Eukaryota, Metazoa, Arthropoda, Arachnida, Sarcoptiformes, Oppiidae.
AUGUCCGACACAACUGUUCCCACAUUAGGUUAUUUUAAGGCCCGGGGUGUGAGUCAACCCAUACGACUAUUGCUGAAGUAUAAGGGCGUGGAUUUUAUCGACAAACACUAUGACAGUCCGGGCGCUGAUACUGACGAAGCGUUUAAAGGUAAUUGGGUAAAAGCUAAAUUCACCCUGGGUCUCGACUUUCCCAACGUACCAUAUUACAUCGAUGGUGAAGUAAAACUAACAAAGAGUACAGUCAUUAUGCGAUAUGUGGCCCGAAAGCACGGACUGAUGGCCACCGACGAGACCGGACUCACACGACAGGAUGUGUUGGAGCAACAGUUGAUGGAUAUCAGGAGCGGAUACUCAAACCUAUUGCAAAGCAAAGACUAUGAGACCGAAAAGAUUAAAUAUGUGGCCAAAACACUGCCCCAACAGUUGGACAGUUUGUGCCGGUUUUUGGGUACCCGUCAGUGGUUUACCGGUAAUCACAUUAAUUAUGUAGACUUUAUAGUCUAUGAACAGAUAGAUGUUUUCCGUCUUCUCAGUCUCGAGACCGUCAAUAAAUACCAGAAUUUGGUUCAAUUCUUAACCCGUUUUGAGAGUUUACCGGCGAUUAAGGCAUAUAUGAAAUCACCGGAGUUUAUAAGUUGGCCAAUCACUGGACCUGCCUUUCCCUGGGGUUUCAAGAAAUUAAUUUAUAUUUAUCCUUCAAUAUCUUAA